AUGGAGUUAAUACUCGACGGAGAGGCUGCUCGGGCCCAGGACAUAUCCGACAUUCUUAGUUUGAUUCGAGUCAACGAUCAAGUCAACAUCCAGGAUCUUACCUUGUCAAUUACGAGAUUGAACAACCUCAGCUGGGCGCUUCGUGAACUCGCGGGCCAAAUCGACGCCGCCAAAGGCAGGGUCUCCAGGUCCUUUGCCGAUGACUUGACCCUUCUUCAGAACAGUGUCGCUUUUACUCUUCAAGAUGUUUGGACGAUCCUAGGAAAGAUACCCAAAAACCCGACGGGAGGAGAUUAUCGGCGAGCUUGGAAGGAUGUCGUGAAAUAUUGUGCCGAGAUGGGAAGGCAGUCUCUUCAUUUGCGACUCGAAACCUAUCAGUUAUUUAUCUACGGUUUGUGUAAAGUUCUAAAAAGACAAGUGUAUAGCCGAAGCCAGAUCGACACUCUACGUCACGAGAUCAACGACCUUCAAUCACUCCAACGUGACAACAGACGCUUAAUCUCUGCUACGGAUGCUUUUGCUAACCUAGCUUUGGUUCCAGCCCAAGCUGCAAUCCUCCACAAACCACGAUCUCAAGAACGCGUGAGGCCACAGAAUCAGCGUCCUAUGUCACCUACAACCUCCAACGACAGCUAUGACUCUCUCAAAUACCAGGUGGCCCCUAGUCCACCUACGGGUUCUCCCACGACCACAUUUUCAACCACAUUUUCAACCACCAGCCAUGCCUCGAGCGUCGAGAAUGAAUCUAGUCACUGGGCUUUUCAUAUCUUCUCCAAUCUACCUUCGACUCCAUUGGAAGAAUCAAACGACAUAUCCCGCUGCGUCAUAAAAGACGGUGCCCGAAUUGGAAGGAGCUGGCCGGAGAGCGAUUUCGAACCGAUACUCAAGUUGAAGUUCCCUGGUGGCCUCCGAACGACUUUCUUUUGGAGAGCUCGAGACUUUCGUUCCAAGAUCACAUGCGAGUGGAUAGAGGGCAAGCGCGGGCAACGAUGGUCUUGCAUGGCCCUCACCGAUUUGCACUUGAGGAGAAGUGGACCAUUUCUCUAUCUGUGCAGACCCACUCCUGAGGCUGCAAACACGGUCUGGGCAUGCCUCAAAUUCACCGCAAUUGAAUGGCUUGUUAUCUAUCAUUGCACCUUCCUAUCACUACGAUCACACGAUAGCAGCAGGCAUGUUGGCAAUGAAACGGACCAUGAUAUCGCGGAGGAAAAGAGCUAUUUUGCAGGUACCAUUCGAGAUAGCGGAUACAAGCACGCUCUACGCCUAUAUCGUGAUCGAAGUACCGAUGCGCUUCGACUGGAAGCUGCCGUUUCAAAAGGCGAUAUGGAAGAUGCGCCCAUCUGGACAGCCUUCAUUACUCAUUGUAUCACUUCUCCAACCUGGUGUCGCUAUCCGCAGAACAGUUCGACUGUAUACCUUGCCGACUUGAGACGCCACGUCUUUUCUUCAGAAUAUACGCCCCACGUUGCAGCAAACGGGGAACAACUUCUCGAUUUUGAGACGAUUGAAGAUGCCGAAGACUUUGUCAGUACCAUCGAAGACUUCGGCGAAGAGUAUCGCAAGGCACCAAAAUAG
This is a messenger RNA of Exophiala bonariae, 1575 nucleotides long. RefSeq lists its product as uncharacterized. The transcript is spliced from 9 exons. Bases 1 to 1575 code for a protein of 524 amino acids. NCBI's taxonomy places the organism in Eukaryota, Fungi, Ascomycota, Eurotiomycetes, Chaetothyriales, Herpotrichiellaceae. The record is from RefSeq and is a predicted model, not a curated record.